Messenger RNA from Toxoplasma gondii ME49, 1491 nucleotides. RefSeq lists its product as hypothetical. The transcript has 4 exons. The coding region runs from base 1 to 1491 and encodes 496 amino acids. The record is from RefSeq and is a predicted model, not a curated record. NCBI's taxonomy places the organism in Eukaryota, Apicomplexa, Conoidasida, Eucoccidiorida, Sarcocystidae.
AUGGCAGUUGGCGCCGGCAGCAGAGGCGGCGAACCAAGCCCCCUGGACUCUGGAUUCUUCUCAAGGUUUCAGCAUCUUCCUCCUUUUGAAAAUUGCUUUCGAUCUCAUGAGAAAAGUGAUCCGGUGUUGUCAACCCUCCAGUUCUCCGUCGUAGGAUUUGUAUCGGGCUGCGUCUGGGGCGCCAUCUCCUUCGAAUUUCUCCUCAACUCGCCGCUUCUCACCAGACAGAGCGGGGCGUUGAGAGACCUCGCUGAGCGACAGAAGCUGCUUGUGGAACAGAGAUCCAACUUGACUCUCAUUCGAGAUCACGUCUCUGUGCUUCGACGCCUCCGGAAAAUCAUUCCGUCUUGUGCUGAGGAAAGUCGAGUCGUCCGGACGACCCAGACAAACGUUUCAGAGCCGUCACAAUCUCUACGCAGCAAACGACCGGUGACCGACCAUAUCGUCUCCACUUCUCGUCCGUCGUCUUCGACUUCCAUUCCCUUCGCUUCCUUUCCUUCGCAUUCGUCUUCUCCCUCUCCCUCCUCAUCUCCCUCCUGUUCUGCGUCUCCUUCUCCCGCGUUGUCUUCCUCUUCUCUGUCUCAUCUUCCUUCUUCUCUUCGUGUUAGGGGGUCAGGGGAGGCGUCGCGGAACUCUCCUUUUUGCCCGAGUUCUUCUCCAUUAUCUUCUUCUUGCAUCGGGUGCGGGGAACUGCGGCAGCAGGCCGAACAGUUGAAAGAACAGUUGCGGCAUCUGUGGGAUCGCGAUGAAUUCUUAAGCAAGCAACAGAAACGGAGCUUCUUUCUCCCUGAGUCGCUGAGAGGCUCUCCAGCCCGCGAAACGCGGGUGUCCAGUGCGACACCUGAGUCCUCACUCGCUCGUUUUCUGCACUCCAAAACCGAAGAAUUUGCUUCCAUACUUCGUUCGUUCUUCUCUUCCUCACUUGCUCCCUCUUCGGCGUCUUCUUCCUCUUCUGCAUCUUCUUCCUCUUCUGCAUCUUCUUCUCCUUGUUCGUCUGCCCCGCUUUUGAACAGCGACUUGCGAGAAAGAGCAGGAGGACCUGAGCGAGGGGUAUUUUCGAGAGUCAACCGACGUCGCCUUCAGAUCGGUCUCGCCUAUCGCUUGAAGCUGCCUGGUCGAGUUGGCUUGCGUGUGGGCGUUGCAUGCAUGGGUUUUUACACUCUUGAAAGCGCCCUCUACUGUUUGCUCGAACGAGAAGGAGGCGCCACGCCGUUCACACGCCUUACAGACUGGUGGAUCUCUUCUCUCUAUCUGUACGGCAUCUCUGGACACACGCUCGAUUGUCGUCUCCCUCCCUCUCCAGUCUCUCGGGUGUCUGUACGCCACGGGAAAGUAGGCGUUCUCGCUUUUGAUCUGAGAGAGCGUGUUCGUCGCGUUUCAGCAAUUUGUCGCUUUGGUGCGGCCAACAAUUCAACUUUCUUCGUCUUCUUCUUUUACCGUGCAUGCUUCGAUAUCCUGAGCUAUGCCUGGCAGCUGCAGUCCCGGGGCUGA